This is a messenger RNA of Pocillopora verrucosa, 2061 nucleotides long. RefSeq names its product adrenocorticotropic hormone receptor-like. Lineage: Eukaryota; Metazoa; Cnidaria; Anthozoa; Scleractinia; Pocilloporidae. Gene Ontology annotation, cellular component: plasma membrane. The record is from RefSeq and is a predicted model, not a curated record. Gene Ontology annotation, biological process: G protein-coupled receptor signaling pathway. Gene Ontology annotation, molecular function: G protein-coupled receptor activity.
AUGGAGCAAUCAGUAUCUUCAAAACUACAAGAUGAGGUAUAUUUGACGAACGAUUCCCGGAUAAUCAGUGAUUCUAAACUGUUCCUGGGGCUUACAGUUGCCGGUUUUGCGCUUUCUUUAAUAACAACAGUGGGAAACACGGUCUUGCUGGUGACAACAUUUAAGGAAAGCCGUCGCUUACUCGAUAAACCUGCGCAUAUGCUCAUCACAAAUCUCUGUGUUUCUGAUCUUGUUAUUGGAUUGCUAGCAGGGAAUCUCGCUUCAGUAUUAGCUCUAUACCAAUACCAGAGUUGGCUGAUUCCUGCCAAACUAGAUCUUGUUGUUCGCUUUGUUCUGAUUUUUUUGUUGUUCGUAAGAAGUGGGACAAUAGUAACGUUGUCGUUUGAUCGCUACUUUGUCGUAGCACACACUUUUACAUACACAUGGAUGAUUACAAAGUCGAAAUACAAGAUUGCUAUCGCCUUCAUGUGGGCAGUCGGCUUUAUCUUAUCCUCUCUUCAGUUGACAAGCAUUCCAGAAAAAAUUGUCAUAAUUCUCUACACUCACACUCACGUCUCGGUUCCUGCAGUAUUGCUAACAGUCAUUUACUUCAACGUUUCCCGUGUCCUAAUGAAGAGAAAACGACACUUACGAAACGUCGGGAUGACAAAUAAGCAAGUUUGGGAUAACCAAAGACGCAUGGCAGUGACAACUUUUUUGGUAUUGACUUUGUUUUACGGCACUGUGUUACCCGAGUUUAUAGUUGUUCAUCUUCGCUACUUCUGCCAGCCAUGUGCGCAGUCCUCAACAUUUAAGAAGCUGGAAGUCAUAUUUGCAGGACUUCUCUUUCUAACGUCUGCGGCGAAUCCCUUUGUCUACGCUUGGAGGGUAUCAAAGUACCGCCGGGCAUUUAAAGCGUGUUUUGCCUCUAACCUGCAGAGAAUAGCACUGAGACCAAACCCAUGGCAAUAUAACAACCGUGUUACAACGGGAACAACUGUCCAGGCCAUUAGUUUAAAAACAUUUCAGAGAAAUUGAUGGUGCGACAAGAAACUUUAACACUUUUAUUGAAGGUGAUCGGUUUUCGGUAAAGGCCAUUUGUCAAGCUUACUGACUUGGGAUGAAAGCGCUGAAAGGGAAUUAGAUUGAAUAUUGUCUAAAUCUUAAAGGAGUUAGACAAUAUUCAAUCUCUCAUAUUGUACAUAAUCAACCGAAUAUUUCAAGGAGGAUGAAACCACAAAUUCCUUCACCCUUUACCCGUAUGCUUAUUCUGUACACUGCUUUCUAUAUAUUUCCCACGCUGCUAACAAGGAGAAUCUGUUUAGCAAUCAAAAGCUUCUUUAGUUUGUGAUCAUUUCCUUUGUUCUCGUGACACUACUGUGCGAUUCGGCGAAUGAUAUUGUCAAGAGAAAUUAGAUGCUCGUCACUCGUAGGGGUCUAAAGGUUAAUGAGCGUAAAGAGGUAACGACUGUAAGUAAUAUUCAGUCCCAGCUAUUGAGUUGUCUAUCGAAGUUUCACUCAUAAUCGGCUUUGAAAGUGAAUAGGAGUAAAUAACUAAAUAAAUGCAUUUACAUCAUCGUUGCGCAAAAGCAUCACAUAUCGACAUUCCUAUACUAGCAGCGUGCAGCAAGUUUGUCACCAUAGACCUACAACACAUCCUUAUUAUAGCAGUGUGCAGGAAGGUCGUCACCAUGGGCCUACAAUCGGCGACAAAAUUUUUCCCCUCCCCCCCAAACAAUAUGAUGUUGCUUUGUGAUGCCAUGAACCUCUAACUACAUAGAGGCAACACUGAAUGGGAGAGGGAGGCCUUGUCAAUGAUUUAGGGUGCAUGUGUUAUCAACAGGAGUGUUAUUCUUCACAUUGAUAGGACUCUUCAAACAUGAUGUGUCAUCUAAUUUCGACACUGAUUGUGGUUAAGCGCUGCUCGGUGGUAUAGAGCAUCCGAAUUACUAACUAGAAGGUCGUGGGUCCGACUCCUAUUGGGGGCACUGGGAGUUCUGUUUUACUCCGGUAUGACUGAAUCAUUAACUGAAUAACAUCUUCUUUCAACCACAGUAUUAUCAACAUAGAAUCACAAAAUUU